CAGCACGAAAAUUAUAACCAGCCUUUUGAUUUUUGACAGAGCAAAAAGAAAACGGCAGAAAUACACACAAAAACUCAUCUGCAGCCUCCAUCGAGAGGAGGAAGAAGAAAACGAUGGCUUUGCAGGCAGGGGUCUCCACAUCCAAGGUUCUCAUUCUCGUCGGUGCAGGUUUGACUAGUUCGAUUAUUUUGAAAAAUGGACGGUUGUCUGAACUCAUUGGGCAGCUUCAAGAAUUACUCAAGGGUGUUGAUCAAGUUGAGAUCGCCCCCUACAAAUACGAUAGUGCUCUUCUUGCAGCCCAGAUUCGUCAAUUGGCGCAAGAGAUUAAGGAGUUGACCUUAUCCAGUCCUGUAACCAUCUACAAUGGAAAUUCAGCUUCUAAUGGGAGUUUCUCAUCUUACCUAGUGCCAGCUGCUGCUCUUGGAGCAAUGGGAUAUUGUUACAUGUGGUGGAAGGACUGGUCAUUUUCAGAUGUAAUGUUUGUAACAAAGAAAAAUAUGGCAAAUGCUGUUGCAACUGUGUCAAAACAAAUGGAGAAUGUAUCAGAAACAUUGGCUUCAACAAAAAGACAUCUAACAAAAAGGCUGGAAAAUCUGGACUGGAAGAUUGAGGAGCAGAUAGAAACAUCUAAGCUCAUUGCCAGUGAUGUAGAUGAGAUGAAAUCAAACCUUUCCCAAAUCGGAUAUGAUGUUGAAUCAAUCCAUCAAAUGAUAUCUGGCCUGGAAGGAAAGCUUGAACUUCUAGAAAGCAAACAGGAUACCACAAACUCUGGUCUCUGGCACCUAUGUCAAUUUGCUGGAGGCUUUAAAGACGGGUUUGGUACAAAAGUUUAUCAGGAUGUUGGUGCUAAGCUAGCGAACCCUUCAGCAAUGGCAUAUGAAGAAAGGUCUCUAAAGGGUCUUCAAUUUAUCGCUGAAACCAAAGAGUCGGAUAAAGUUGAGAAACCAGUAGAAAAUGUGAAGAAUGAUCUUGAUAUCUACCCUGGUGAAAAAGUCAGAACUGUGAAGACGAGAAUACACAGGUCAUAUCCGGUCGGGUUUUCUUUGACCCGAGACAUUGUCGGAUCUGGCAUAUAGAUUUCAAUUAUCUACUGGAUGUUUUUGAUUUUUUUAUGCAGACAUCCUUUCUUUUGAUUCCAUGAUGUGCAUGGUUCGUUAAAUUGACUUACCGAUUCUUGCAUUGAAAAAUGCGGGUUAGCUUUGGGUUGCUCAAGUGUAUUUACCCAUUGCUUCCAGGAUUCUUUUGAUUCCAUGAUUUGCUCUGAUUUUUUUUUUUUUUUGGUAACUACAUGUCAUUGCUACUUUUUGAAAUAAACGUCCAAGCAUUUUGAGAAGGUUUUUAUAUGCA
Molecule: messenger RNA, 1347 nt
Organism: Populus euphratica (Euphrates poplar)
Lineage: Eukaryota; Viridiplantae; Streptophyta; Magnoliopsida; Malpighiales; Salicaceae
Exons: 11
Coding region: 114-1076 (320 amino acids)
Source: RefSeq, a predicted model, not a curated record